ACUGGGUGCAGCUCAUUGGAAAUACGGGGAGGACAAUACUAAGAAUUGCAUGUCUCAACCUAAAACAGCAGGCGGGGCUUAUUGUAAAGUUCUGGUUGAGUCUCUCCCCCACCCCGCCAUGUUCUCUGCUGCAGUAAGCCAGUUAACAAAGUAGACAUUGAAAUGGCAAGUUUUCGACAGGGGACGCUGCUACUUAUAUUUCUCAGCACAAUAAAAGGCGUUUUAAAAAUGAAAUCUGACUUCAGCUUAGGUUUGGAGAGUUUGGUUGCAAGCUUACUAAAUAAUGAAACUAUAUUUCUUUUAAAAACAUAUUUUUCAAUACAGCACUGUAAUGCAUUAAUACAGUAAUGCUCGUAUCAAAAAUAACUAUGGAAAUCGAGUAUGGACGCAAAUAGUUCUCCAGGAACCGGUGGUCCUAUCUGCUUGCCAAAGACCAGCUGUUCCCUCGGAGUGUCUGGCUGGAGCCAUAUGAUCUUAGCAACAUAUUUCAGAGCUGUUUCUAAACACUGACAAAGACUCUUGUGCAGCAAUGACUGUUGUAGAGGAAAAUCGGCCUUUUGCCCAACAAUUAUCCAAUGUCUACUUUACAAUACUUUCGCUUUUCUGCUUUAAACUAUUUGUAAAAAUCAGCCUUGCAAUACUCAGUCAUUUCUAUAUUGUAAAGGGGAAUCGUAAAGAGGCAGCAAGAAUAGCUGCUGAGUUUUAUGGAAUUCCUCAAGGACAAGGCUCUUGGGCAGAUCGCUCACCCCUGCAUGAAGCAGCAAGCCAAGGGCGUCUUCUUUCUCUCAAAACAUUAAUUACACAGGGAUACAAUGUAGAUGCUUUAACCAUUGAUCAAGUGACACCAUUGCACGAGGCAUGCCUUGGAGAUCAUGUAGGAUGUGCUCGGAUACUUCUCGAAGCAGGAGCAAAUGUGAAUGCCACAACUAUUGAUGGGAUAACACCCUUAUUUAAUGCCUGCUCAAGAGGGAGUGCAUCUUGUAUACAACUUUUGUUGGAAUAUGGUGCAAAAAUUCAACAGGAAACGUGUCUUCCUUCACCAACUCAUGAAGCAGCCAGCAGAGGUCACAGUGAUUGUCUAGAAUUGCUGAUUUCUUGGGGCAUAGAAGUUGAUCUACAUGUUCCUCACCUAGGAACGCCUCUAUAUGUGGCCUGCUUUUCACAGCAGAAACAAUGUGUUCACAAACUUCUGCAUUCAGGAGCAAAUGUGCAAAAGGGAAAGUUUUUGGAAACUCCAUUGCAUGCAGCUGCAAGGCUACCUAAUACAGAAAUAGUAAACAUGCUUCUUGAGUUUGGAGCAGACGUAAAUACCAAAAAUUCAGAGUUUGAACGACCAGUAGAUGUCGCUGUUUCAAGCAGUUUGGUGGAAAAAAUACUGCUAUUACAUGAAGUUACUCCAUGUUCUCUUUGCCAGCUGUGCCGACUACAAAUCCGAAAUUAUAUAGGAAAAUCUAGAUUGCACCUUGUACCACAACUUCAGCUGCCAAACAUCUUGAAAAAUUUCUUACAGUAUCGAUAAAAUAGUGAAUUGUAUUUCAGAACUUGAAGAAAUAUUCUACAACAUGCUACAUAUGAAAAAUUAUAUGAUAGGAAACAACCUAAACAAGCUCACCUGCACAUUAAAAUCAUGCCAAACAUAAUUUGGAAUUCCUUGAAAUAGUAUUAAAAUUAAAUAUAACUGUGCCCAUAUUUUACAGAGCUGUACAAAUCCUUUGAAAAAAGUGUUCUGGAAUGCAAGGUAAUAUGUGCGAAGACUCCUUUUUUGAAUGAUUAAAGCAACCAAAUAUUUAAGAAGUUGCUUCCAGCCAUUUCCAUUUAUCAGUGGCUAUAUAUGCACAUGUAUUCAGACAGAGGCAGCAGCAACUUUCUCCACAGCUACCUUAGCAAUUUAAAAAGUUGGGCUUUGUGCACUUCCUGGCAUGUUCCAAAGCAUGUUUUUGGAAGGACUUACACAGCCUAAUAGUUUGAAAAUGUAUUUUUUACAAUAUAGUUCUUAUUGAUUAAUCACUGCAUUUAAAUUUUACUUUUGUCAGUCUAAGAGCCAUGUUGAUCCAAUGGUUAGAAGGCAGUGUUGCAGGCUAUCUCAUUGCUCACUCCAGG
Protobothrops mucrosquamatus (brown spotted pit viper) is the source of this 2100-nucleotide messenger RNA. RefSeq names its product ankyrin repeat and SOCS box containing 5 (gene ASB5). Gene Ontology annotation, biological process: positive regulation of protein catabolic process; protein ubiquitination; intracellular signal transduction. Gene Ontology annotation, molecular function: protein binding. Bases 530 to 1519 code for a protein of 329 amino acids. The record is from RefSeq and is a predicted model, not a curated record. The transcript is spliced from 8 exons. NCBI's taxonomy places the organism in Eukaryota, Metazoa, Chordata, Lepidosauria, Squamata, Viperidae.